Molecule: messenger RNA, 1296 nt
Organism: Saccoglossus kowalevskii
Lineage: Eukaryota; Metazoa; Hemichordata; Enteropneusta; Harrimaniidae
Product: four-jointed box protein 1-like
Biological process (GO): cell-cell signaling
Source: RefSeq, a predicted model, not a curated record
AUGAAAUUGCCGUUGAGCUUGGUAUUCCGCUUCAUAGCCGUGGUAGCCCUAUGUAUUGUAUUAAGCAUUGUGUACAAUCAUCUGGAGGAUAAUUUACAUCCAACUGCGACACGUCAACGUCAACUUAAAACUCCAAUCAACCAUACAUGUACCAAGCUGCCUAUAGACGUGUUUACGGCUAUACAUGGAAAUGGACAUAUGCAAUAUAAAAGUACUAGUAGUAUGCCAUACUUAAACUUGGACAACAGUCGUAAAUAUGCUAUAAAUAAUUUGACUGUGGUUCAAGAUGGAAUUUUUUGGUCAGACGAACUGUUACAGAUGUCCCCAAAAGGAACCUCCGUGCAAGACAUUUAUAGUAUUUCCUCAAAAUUCAAAUUCAGUAAUAUAAAUGUAACUGGUAUGGAAACAAGAAUUUGUAGCUACGGUUCUUCGCCAAAUAACGCUAGAGUUACUUUGACUGAUGGUACUCAAUGGUGUGCUCGUUACAAACCGCCAUGUUUUAUCUUAGGUGAACUGAUGGCAUAUUACUUUUCCUUGAUGAUGCAUAUGAAUUAUAUUCCGGCUGUAAUUUUAACAAAACCAGACCCGUCUACUCCACAAUGGGGAUCAGAAUUGGUGAAAGAAUUUCUAAAAAAAAGAAAAUGGGAUCCCAAUAAUAUUAUAACGAUGACAAAAUGGAUUCCAAAUCUGCGUAGAAUAUUGGUUUCCAAUAUAAUGAGAUAUGGUGAUCGUCUCCUACAUAUUGACAACCCGAUGUUCAGUAACGUCACACAACGUGAAUUAUUCCGUUUAAUUGCCUACAGUGACGCAACAAUUUUAGACUAUUUGAUGGCAGAGUCAGACAGAGUGUUGUUCUUACAUCGACACAACUUCAAGUAUCGAGGAGAUAACAAAUUGAUCCACAAUCUGUUUUUUGACGAAAACAGUAAAGCUUGGAUGCUUGACAAUGAAAUGUCUUUUUUCUGGGGACAAACUCUUCAGACUCCAGCAUAUGCUCCGCUCAUUGGAAUAUUGAAAUCUGUUUGUAUCUUUCGACGUCAAACUGUGGAAAUGGUAUUCAAACUACAUGCCCAUAAAAACGUGCCUCGCCUUCUAUGGGAAGUGGUGAAUGAACACGUAGGGCCCCUUGAUUUGGAGUGGAAUCCACAAAAGCCAAUUAUCUGUGAAUUACACGAUAAACAGUACACCAUCGACUGGGCUAAUACAUUUACUGAAAGGAUAGAAAAAGCCUACAUGUGGAUUACGCGGUGCUCCGAAGCUGGAUAUGAAUCGUUAUUAAAUGAUAUGAAGUCGUAA